Messenger RNA from Chinchilla lanigera (long-tailed chinchilla), 7156 nucleotides. It is a transcript of the gene Nkd1, whose product is annotated as naked cuticle homolog 1 (Drosophila). The record is from RefSeq and is a predicted model, not a curated record. Gene Ontology annotation, cellular component: cytoplasm. NCBI's taxonomy places the organism in Eukaryota, Metazoa, Chordata, Mammalia, Rodentia, Chinchillidae. Gene Ontology annotation, molecular function: calcium ion binding. Gene Ontology annotation, biological process: negative regulation of Wnt signaling pathway.
CCCGGCGCCGCCUCGGGGUUGCUCGGUUCCCGGGCUGCUCCGGGAAGAGGAGAGCGAAGCAAGGCGCAGGGCCCGCGGGCUGGGCGCAUGGCUUAGGGACGUCCCCGCCCGCCGCGCCCCCAGCAUGGGGAAACUUCACUCCAAGCCGGCCGCCGUGUGCAAGCGCAGGGAGAGCCCGGAAGGUGACAGCUUCGCGGUGAGCGCUGCCUGGGCUCGGAAAGGCAUCGAAGAGUGGAUCGGGAGGCAGCGCUGCCCCAGCGGCCUCUCGGGACCCCGGCAGCUGCGGUUGGCAGGCACCGUUGGUCGAGGCACCCGGGAGCUCGUGGGCGAGGUUUUCAGAGAAGGGCCAAGUGAGGAGGAGGAAGAGGACUUCCGGCUAGAAGUGGCCCUGCCGCCUGAGAAGACGGACGGCCUGGGCAGUGGGGAUGAGAAGAGGAUGGACAAAGCCAGCGAUGCUUGCCCGGCCUCCAAGAAGCAGCUGAAAUUUGAAGAGCUACAGUGUGAUGUGUCCGUGGAGGAGGACAGCCGGCAGGAGUGGACCUUCACCCUGUAUGACUUUGACAACAAUGGCAAGGUCACCCGUGAGGACAUCACCAGCUUGCUGCAUACCAUCUAUGAGGUGGUCGACUCCUCUGUGAACCACUCCCCGACGUCCAGCAAGACGCUGAGGGUGAAGCUCACCGUGGCCCCGGAUGGGAGCCAGAGCAAGAGGAGCGCCCUUCUCAACCAGGCUGACUUGCAGAGUGUGAGGCCCAGAGCGGAGACCAAGCCUGCUGAGGAGCUUCGAAGCUGGGAGAAGAAGCAGCGAGCCCCCCUCAGGUUCCAGGGCGACAGCCGUCUGGAGCAGUCUGGCUGCUACCACCACUGCGUGGAUGAGAACAUCGAGAGGAGAAACCACUACUUAGACCUUGCGGGGAUAGAAAACUACACAUCCCAGUUUGGGCCUGGUUCCCCUUCAAUGGCCCAGAAGUCAGAACUGCCCCCCCGCACCUCCAACCCCACUCGAUCUCGCUCCCACGAGCCGGAAGCCAUCCACAUCCUACACCGGAAGCCCCAAGGUGCGGACCCAGGCUCCUUCCACUUCCUGGACACCCCGUUCGCCAAGGUCUCGGAGCUCCAGCAGCGGCUCCGGGGCACCCAGGACGGGAGCAAGCACUUUGUGAGGUCCCCCAAGGCCCAGGGCAAGAGCAUGGGUGUGGGCCAUGUGGCCAGAGGGGCCAGAAGCAAACCCCCUCUGGCACCUGCCGUCCCUGCCGUGCCCCCCUCUGCCCACCUGGCUGGCAGCCCUGCCCUUCUCCCCAGCCUGGCACCCCUCGGGCACAAGAAGCACAAGCACCGAGCCAAGGAGAACCAGCCGAGCUGCCGGGGCCUGCAGGCACCACUGGCCACUGGGAGCACCGUCUUGGGACGGGAGCAGGUGAGGGAGCUGCCUGCCAUGGUGGUGUACGAGAGCCAGGCCGGGCAGGCGGUCCAGAGACACGAGCACCACCACCACCACGAACAUCACCACCAUUACCACCACUUCUACCAGACCUAGAGCCUCCCCAGGGCCUUCCGCCAUAUGAAGGACCCUCCCCGACGCCCCAAGGCAUUAUUAUUCUAUUAAUUAUUGUUAUUAUGAUUAUUGUUAUUAAUAAUUAUUGUUACUCCACUAAUAUUUAGCUAGCCUUCAUGUAGGAGAUAUAUGGAAACAUAGAACUAAACUUUAAUUUAUAUGUUGUGGGGACUGUGUAACUUACCUGAGAAGUGACUCUGGGGUGGGACUGCAGCCACAGGAGCCCUCGGCCCCAACUCUGCCCUCCAGUCUCUUCCAGGAGAGCCCUUUCCCCCUGCUCCGCUUCAAGGCCCUCAGAAUCUCCAGUAAGACAAACAGCUGCUACCUCUUAGUUACUCUGAUUCAGUUUUGCCCUUAACUGAUUGCAUUGCGCUCCCAGGGAUUUCAGCGGACUGCAGAUGUGCGAACUCCUUGGUGUUGUUUUUAUGUCCAAACUCAGAACCUUAGCUGUCCUUUCUGGAGUCACCUCUCAUGCCUUUCCAGUGGGAUCAUGCUCUUGCCUCAAACCAGCGUCAUCUUUUUUGCCAUGCGCAACGCAAAAAUAUACUUCUCCUCCUUCCCCUCUUUCUCCUCUCUUUCUUCAAAGAUGCAUACUUCGUUAAGGACUGUCCCUGUAACCAUCCUUCUCAUGUGGGAAACCGCUAGGGAAAACCAACUACAUAAACAAGCGGGUUCUCCAAGCUCAAGCAAUUGUGUGGUGUUGGUUGGGACAAGGUGUGUGGAAACAUGGCGUUUUAACAUCAGCAGAUACGUACCUAUGUGGUUUUGACAGCUUCCUGUGCUUUAGGUAGCUGCCGCUGUCUGUGUCUGUACCUUUUCAUAAAUCUGCUCUCAGCUCUGCUGAUGUGCAGGAGCAGUGGGCUGUUUCUCUGGGUUUUUCCUGAGCCCAGGUGUGACUUUGUGUGCUUGCUGAUGUCCAUCAAAUGCAAACAGCUUCUUGCCUCUCCUCAGAGGACCUUUCUCAGGGCUUGGGGUCUGCAGAUUGUGGAGAGACCUACCAGGGUGUGGAAGCUCAGAGGGAAAUGGGGACGGUGGCUAGAGUUGGAAUCCUGAGGACCCGCCCUCCAAAGAGUAGGGUUUCAUCUGGCCAGGACCUGAGGAGACCAGGAAAAAGACUACUGUCCACCAGUUUGGGUUUCUCCAUAAAAUAGAUCCCAUACUCAAACUGAGUGAUUUGAGGAGAGCUGAAUAAAGAGGUUAUUGCCAAAGGACUGCAGAACCUCAGGGCUGGUCCUGUGGUGGGCUACUCCCACCCCGGGCCUGAGGCGAGCCAUCUUCCAGAUAGGGCUGGGUGUGGGGACACCGGAAGGAGCCGUGAUCUUUGCUCAAGGGAUGCACCCAGCUCUGGGGACCCUCCAGGGAGACAAACAUCCUGACCCUUCUCCGCUCUCUGUCCUAGUGAGACGACAUUGGCUGGAGACGCUGGGAGGCAGGGGGCCAGGAAGCUUGGCAGUGUGGGUCUUGAGAGCGGACAUUGAAUCUGGACAUCAGCUGCCCACCCUUUCUGCUGCUCUGCCUCAUGACUGGGACCCUUGAGUUAGAUUAAUGUAGAUAGCAGAUAGUUAUUUCUGAAGGUAGUGAGCUUGAGUUGUUACCAUAUUCUGUGGGCUACAUUAAUACAGUCCUCAAAACAUCCCUACAGGGCAGGCCCUGGAAGCUCAGGGAGUGCAUCUGUAGCUCAGAGAGGUUAAGGCAUUCUUUUGAGACCACACAGGAGGUAGCAGUGCUGGGAGUCUAGUCUCCCGGAGGACCCCUUACCGCUGUGUGGCCACUGGGUUUGGGCCUCCCUGUUCAGUCAGGAUCCACCACAAGUGAGGUAAACAUAAGCACAGCAGCAAAGGAGGGAGCUGGCUGUGAGGUGACGGGAUCCAGGUGUGAAUGAAGGUGGACGUGGUUUUGUCUUUUCCUCUCUGGACUGGCCGCAUCAGGGGCCCUGGCAGUGGCAUUCUGGAUCCCACACCAGAAGGGAAGGCUCUUCCACGAGAGACAAGCCCUGCAAAGAUAAGGACUGGCUAAGGCCAUCCCCGGAUCAGUCACCAUGACCUGUCCGGGCUCACACAUCCACUGGUGGCAACACCAGCAUCCAGGGAGGGGUGAGAGCAGACAGGAAUUAGUGGUCCGAGGCCCAGAGGGACAGGGCCUGCUGCUGUCGGAGGGGCCAGCCUCUGCGAGGCUGCUUCCUCUGCCCCACACCUGUCAGGAUUCUCUCAUUUCUUGCUAACUGGGAUGUCCUCAGCUUCUAAAAAUCAUUUAUAAAGUAGUAAUGUAUACAUGUGAGAGAUUUCAGUGUGCCCAGUAAAAGUGAACUUGCCUCUGUCCCCGCCCACCAGUGUCCUGAAGCUGGCUUCCUGGGGCCUCCUGGGCGUUGCAGGUGUGGUGUGGUGGUUGGGUGCACAGCCACUGGUGCGUGGGUUAAAGGCCCGGCACCUGCUCCACAGCUGUGCCUCAGUUUCCACUUGGCAAGCACCACUGAAGUGUUAGCUGUCCUUUGUUCCUAAAAUAAAAACAUUUAUGUACAAUAUCUCCCCAUAUAAACUUUGUAAUUUCAAGACAUUCCCAACACAAAAUUUGAAACAGAAAAUUGUAUGAUAGUAACCGAGCACACCCCCAGAAUUUACAAAUGCUCAUAUUUUGCGGCAUUAAUUUUAGAUCUAUUUUUAAGAAAGAAAUCCCUGCAGUUACUGCUUAAUCCCCUGCCCACCCCACCCUUUUAUUUUUACUCAAGGAACAGCAUAGUAUUCAUACUUGUGCCCUUUUUCUCUGCAACCUAAUAUAUCUGGAGAUCUUACCCCUCGGUCAUUGAGCUCGGCGCCCUUCUCCUAACAGCUGUUCUGCCUUCUCUUGCUUAGAGGCACUGUCCCCUCCUGCAGGCCUGUGAGUCAUCUCUCGUCCCAGGCUGUGACAGACACACUGUAUUUGAGGGCCCUUGUGUAUGUCUUGCCUCAGUGUCCACCGGCAAGAGCACUGGUGACAGAAGGUGUCAACACAACAGCCGAGUUCAAGAGCAGUGUGACUUCCAUGUUGAUGCUGUUGUAAGUGACCUCCAGAUGUGGUUGUAUGAAAUAAUUAGGAAUUGAAGGAAUAAGAAAGAAGACAGAAGGGAGGGAGAAAGGGGAGGGAAGGAGGGAGAGCAGAGAAGAAGGGGAGCCAGGGGAGGUUUGAGCGCAGCUCCUGCAGGCCGCUGUGGGUGAGAAGUAUGAUCUUGUUUGCGAAGCUGACCCCCAUUGCCGAGGACAGGUGUUGCUUCUGACCCCUGAACUCAGCAUGGGGGUCCCUGGGGCCUGGAGAAGUUGUAGGAAGCAUGACUUGCUGGCCACGGGCACACACGUGGCAUUAGCGGGCCGGCUGCAGCACUGCCCAUCUCUGCUGAUGCGUCACUGGGUGCUGAGGACACUUGGUGUGCUUAAGGAGACCCCCGGCAGCCAGGGCCUGCUUUCCUCUCCCAGGGAGCCAGGGAGCGGGGCUCGUGUACAACAUGCCAGUUAUACUUUCUGGCCAAGCAAGCAGCCAGGAGAAGUUGGGGGGGGGCGGGGGGGGGAUUCCCUCCUUUCUCAGCAGUCAGAUCCCAAAUCAUUACUGCGCCAGAGGGGAGGCGGUCUCAGAGGUGGGAGGACGAUGGGGCCAUCUCAGUGCUGGAUCUGUUGGGAGCCGCAACAAUCACCCCACUGCUGUGAGGCCUGUCUGUACUCUGGGACCCUGAAAUGCGCUUAGGCUGAAAACGCCCACCCAACACCCUCAGCUCCUCCUGGAAGAUGGAGCUUCUGGCCCCACCCGGCCCCAGGGCAGCUUGCUGUCCAUGCAGCCUCACCCAGCCCUCCUGCCCCUGCCUCCACUUCCCCAGGCAUGCACAGGGCUGAGUUUUACAGAGUGAACACAGAUGGUUCAGCCACCAGCUUACUGACUCCGAAAAACCAUGCCCGGGGACCCUUUCCAAGGCCUCAAACUGUAUCACAUCCCAUAGUCACACCCUUUGGGCAGUCUGGUCUGGGUCUUGGUCCUGUCAUCUCUCACAGCAGCAGACCUUUGAACCUAAGCCCUCUUCUCAGGGCCACCACCUCUGAGUGACUUUCCUAACAGCAGAGGGCUUCCUAGACCUUGCCUCUUCCUCCAGCAUGGGGAGGGACAUGAGCUUGAGCCACCUUAGCAGCGAAAGUCCUGUGGAGGGACUGGCAGAGCCCGGCACUGGUACACGUCCCCAUCCAGCUCACUGUGUAGACAGGGUCCUCCGCCCCUUGCCUUCUCCCACACAGCAGAACAAUCCUGGUACUACUAACCUAUGACCCUGACAGAGACAAGAGAAUCCCUCCUCUACCUGUGACCUCCAGGCCAGGCUUUGACCUCGGCCAGCCUUUUGGCACGGGUAGAGGUGGGCAGAGCCAGGUAGGGUGCAGGGAGGGUGCUUUUGAUGCAAUCCUCACUCCCAGCAAAAGCCGCUGCAGUUAGGCCCAGAGACCACACACGGUCUGCACCUUGGCACAAGCAGGGUGGUAGCCCAGCGGCUGCCACAAGGAGGGUGAGCGCUAACUGGUGUGGGAGGCAGACCCCUGCCCCUCCUGGGGAUCCAAAUACUUCCUGGGCAUUGGAGCAAGUGGCCAUGACUGCCACAGGACAAGACUGGAGGGUUCUAUAGCACGCCCCCGCCCUUAUGCUAAAGUCACAGCUCCCCAGGAGAGCCAGAUUUACUGAGACUGGCUGUCCUCCAGGUGGUCCGAGUGAGCCCUGGUGCAGGAACCAGUCUCUGCCCUCCUGUUGCUGAAGAUCAAGACCUAGCACUAGGGAGAUAGGAGCAAACUCUUGAAAACCUCCCUCCCCUGCCUUCACCCGUGUCCUCGGGGCCCUGGGCCAGGGCAGCCUUGGGCAGUGGGCCGGGAGCAGAGCAGUGGUCCUGCCUUGCCGCGGAGCCAGCUCCGUUCCAAACUGUGGGGUCCUGCCCUGCCACCAUGAGGGGUUGCUGUGGGGGCACGAGUGAGGGCCGCUCCUCAGCUCCCCACAGCGGGGAGAAGUAUGUGAGGAGGGGAUUAGGGUCUUAGGAGAAAGACUAAGGUACAAGGUUCCUUGAGGAACUGCCAAGGCCCCGGAACAAGCCUCAGAAGUCCAGGACGCCCUGGCUGUCACUCAGACAAACAGAGAAGGACCAAGCCUUAAAGUCCCCCGAGCGUGGAAAGAAUUAGCCCUCCCCCACCUGAACUGUCACCUCCACCUGCACCACCAAAGCCAUUCUUGCCUAGGCAUCUCUUCUGGCAGGGUUCUGGAUGCCUCCAUCAAAGCUGGGGGCUUCUCCUUUCUCGACAAGGCCUCGCUUCCCAGAGCUGGUUCCCAGGCAGAGGGGGCAGGUGGUGGGAGGAUUGGACCCCUGGUUCUGGUGUUGCCUUUCUUCUGGUCCGCCAGGUCCCUGCAGGCAGGGGCUUCUCCUGAGGCAGUGCUGUUUCCUUAGAGCAUGGCACAUAGUAGGCAGUUAAUAAAUGGAAGCCAGGGGAAGCGAGGUAGGAGGGAGGGGGUGGAAGAGUUCACACCCUUGACUGCCCAUGCGUGGCAUCCUCCUGCCUGUGUGUUCUUGACUUUGGGGUUUUCCAAAGCAGGAACAUUCCCAAUAAAAGUUUG